AUGGAACCCCCCAAGGCCGAAGCGGAGUCCCAAUCCCCAGUCCCCAACGGCCACACCACCACCACCACCACCUCUAACGGAUCGGGACCGGAACCUCACGUUUCGAAGGAACAACGCACCACGUCGUCCACGAAAAAGUCCGUGCACUGGAGCCCCGAAUUGGUCACCGAAUCCACCUUCACCUCUUCCCCUCACGAAUCGCGUUCCAAUCCAUACUUUUCCUCCUCUUCCUCCUCUUACUCUCAACCCGGCCCCAAUUUCAUGGAGACUGUGGUGACCGUUCGCAAUGUGCUGGGGAGAUGGGGUAGGAAGGUAGGAGAGGCUACAAGGAAGGCUGAGAGUCUCGCUGGAAACACGUGGCAGCACUUGAAAACAAGCCCUAGCUUUGCUGAAGCUGCUAUGGGGAGAAUUGCCCAGGGUACAAAGGUUCUGGCAGAAGGUGGAUAUGAGAAGAUUUUCAUGAGCACGUUUGAGACAGGUCCAGAGGAACGGCUUAAAAAUUCUUUUGCAUGUUAUUUAUCCACGUCAGCGGGUCCAGUGAUGGGAGUUUUGUAUAUAUCCACUGCAAAGGUUGCAUAUUCUAGUGACAAUCCUAUUUCCUAUAAAAAUGGCAACCAAACAGAGUGGAGCUAUUAUAAGGUAAUCAUCCCAUUGCAGGAGCUAAAAGCAGUGAAUCCUUCAUCAAACACAUGCAAUCCUGCUGAAAAGUACAUCCAGGUGAUUUCGGUUGACAAUCAUGAAUUUUGGUUUAUGGGCUUCUUGAACUAUGACGGUGCUCUGGAGUCCCUGCAAGAAGCGCUUGAUGCUGGCAGACGUUUACAAUCAUAA
Sphenostylis stenocarpa is the source of this 828-nucleotide messenger RNA. NCBI's taxonomy places the organism in Eukaryota, Viridiplantae, Streptophyta, Magnoliopsida, Fabales, Fabaceae. The record is from the annotation of a GenBank genome assembly.